Messenger RNA from Condylostylus longicornis, 3730 nucleotides. RefSeq names its product 5'-AMP-activated serine/threonine-protein kinase catalytic subunit alpha (gene Nuak1). Gene Ontology annotation, molecular function: tau-protein kinase activity; ATP binding; protein serine/threonine kinase activity. Gene Ontology annotation, cellular component: cytoplasm. The record is from RefSeq and is a predicted model, not a curated record. Gene Ontology annotation, biological process: intracellular signal transduction; protein phosphorylation; microtubule cytoskeleton organization. NCBI's taxonomy places the organism in Eukaryota, Metazoa, Arthropoda, Insecta, Diptera, Dolichopodidae. The transcript has 10 exons. The coding region runs from base 503 to 3580 and encodes 1025 amino acids.
AUACAUAUUUAUUUUCAAAUUUAAGUAUUAUUUUACUGGAAGAACAUUCUUUUUGACAUUAUUUUUUUCUUUCCGAUGAAGAAAAGAACAACCAUAUUUAAGUUAUUUUUUAAUCAGAAUUUUAUUUAGGAUGUCUGCAAAAUUAAAAAUUAAGGAAAAUCAAAAACAAAAAAAAAUUUAUAUAUAAAUUGUAUAAAAAAAAAAAAUUUCAUCAAAUAUACACCUAUAUUUUACUUUCAUAAACAGAAAAGUGAUCUAAUUGUUAAACAUAGUAGGGAUAAAUUCCUACGUAUAACCAAACUAUACGUACAUGUAAAUUGUGUUGGCGUUAAAAAAUAAGAUUUCACUGUUGCUUUCAUGCUUAAAAGAUUAUUAAAAUAUGCAGUUGUGUUAAUUUAUUAUAGAAAAAAAAAAGAGUUAAAAUUUAUAUUGAAAAACUUAAAUUUAUAGCUGAUUUAAAACCAAUAUACAAUAAGCUAACAUUUUUUUAGCCCAAAAAAAAAUGGUUGUUGACGAAGCAAAUAUGGCUAGUUCAUUACAUCCUUCUGGUGUUCCCCAAAAUCAAAUUGAUAACAUUAUGAGUGGUGUUAGUAAUACUGGAAAUGUUAAGAUGAACAAUCAUAGAAAAAAGUUACGACAAAGAUUCGAUAUUAUAAAAAAAUUAGGUCAAGGAACUUAUGGUAAAGUUCAGUUGGGUAUAAACAAAGAAACUGGUCAAGAAGUUGCAAUAAAAACGAUCAAAAAAUGUAAAAUUGAACAAGAAGCUGAUUUAAUUAGAAUUCGAAGAGAAGUUCAAAUUAUGAGUUCAGUUCAACAUCCAAAUAUUAUACAUAUAUAUGAGGUUUUUGAAAAUAGAGAAAAAAUGGUUUUAGUUAUGGAGUUUGCUGCAGGCGGUGAGCUAUACGAUUAUUUAUCUGAAAGAAAAGUUCUAACUGAAGAUGAAGCCAGACGAAUUUUCAGACAAAUAGCAACAGCUGUAUAUUACUGUCAUAAACAUAAAAUAUGUCACAGAGAUUUAAAAUUAGAAAAUAUAUUACUUGAUGAAAACGGAAAUGCCAAGAUCGCAGACUUUGGUCUUUCAAAUCUUUUUGAUAAUCAAAAAUGUUUAACAACAUUUUGUGGUUCACCACUUUAUGCCUCUCCCGAAAUUGUUAAGGGUACACCAUAUGAGGGUCCCGAAGUUGAUUGUUGGUCAUUAGGUGUUUUGUUAUAUACUUUAGUUUAUGGUUCAAUGCCAUUUGAUGGUUCAAAUUUUAAGAGAUUAGUAAAACAAAUCAGUCAAGGAGAUUAUUAUGAACCUAAAAAUCCUUCUAAAGCAUCCAGUUUAAUUAGGGAAAUGUUAACUGUUUCUCCGCAGCAACGAGCAAAUAUAGAACAAAUUUGUAAUCAUUGGUGGGUUAAUACUGGUUAUGAUGAAUCAUGUUUAGAAUUAGCUGAAGCAUUGGCAAAUCAAACUCCUGUAAGAUUGGAUGUUUUACUAUCAUUAUCUCCUACAAAUAUAACAGCAGAACAAUUAGUCGUACCUAGUGCAGAAUCUUCUAAAUCUUCUGAUAAAGUUAACAGAAGUCUUUCUGUUGGAAACGUUCCAGAAAUUGUGAACUCUGAAGCAGAGAGAAAAAUACUUGAAAUGGUUGCAACAUGUGGCGAAGAAGCUCUUAUGCCGUCACCAACUCGUACUAUACCUAACAUGACAGAAGUAUUGCAAACGAAACGUAAAUUAUCUUCAACAGUUUCAACAGAUCAAGUUAAUCAAAGUUUAACCAAGAAAGAAAAACCAUCUAAAGCAUCUAGUGUAUCUCUUAAUAAAGAAUAUUUAGAAACCGGAGAAGUAUUGGCUGAGGAAGAGCCUUGUCAAAUGGAAACCUCUGAUGCAAAUGUUGAAACAUCACAGAAAGUUGAAAACCAACAGGAAAAUGAUAAUUUGGAGAAUUCUAAUAUUCGAAACGAUUCAUUGUCGAAAACAAAUUCAGCCAAAAUCAUAAAGAAAUUUGUUAACAAGCACAAAACAGCGGACUUGGUUUCUGAAUUAUAUAAGAUUUCACCAGAAAAAUUGGAAAGCAGUAACAAUAGUACAUACGGCCCAAUGAGAAAAACAAGCUUACCUGAAUUAAAUAAUGAUAGACGAUUAUCAAAAACUUUAGAAGCUGCCGCGAAAUUUGAAAACAGUUUCAGAAAUAGUCAGAACAAAAUAGCGAUUAGACCGGAAUCAGACACACUGAGAAAGAUUGUAGAAAAUAAACAAAAUAUGAACGACUUUAUAAAUUCAAUAGAUAAAUUGAAAAUUGAAAGAACAGAUUCUCCAAAUGAAGUUAACAAAAAUAUAGAAUAUGAACCCGUAUUGCCAAAAUCAAACAUUGAAUCACCUCCACCUUUACCAAAAACUUCGUUCAGUCCUCAGAAUUCAUUAUCAAGUUUAUCAUUGUUAGAAGCGAAAAAAUCUAUGCAAAAUUCAAUUGCCUUAUUAAAUCAAGCAAAACAGGAGUCUGUAAGUUUAUCUAGCUCUACCGAUUUUGAAAACGAACGAGAAAGAAAAUUACGAAAUGCACGAGAAGUUAUCGGUAACGCUAUUUCUUCUCCAAAAAUGUCACCAGAAGUUCUAAUCCAUCAAGUUCCCAUAUGUGAUGAUAUAAAAACAUCAAAAGCAGAAAUAACACUCAAAUCAGCAACUCUUCCAAGACGAAAAACCGCUAAGGCAGAAAUACAAUUGAAAAUGCAAAAUCCACCACAACCUCCACUUAUGGAACAACCAAUGAUGUACGCAACUGAAAUGCAACAUCAGUUACCAGAUUUACGAAGUGCUCCUAUAAUGCAAUCCUUUAAUAGAAGCAAUUCAAUCAAUAAAUAUCUUGCAAGAGCUUCCAGUGUGGGGCCCGUAUCACCAUCAACUGAAUCCAAUCGCUAUCCAUUUUCCACGAAAAUGCAAAAUUCCAAGAAAUUAAUAACCACUCCAAGGUAUGAGUCCCAAUCAUCAAAUGAUUCAUCAGUAGGAAUAACCUCAGCAACUUCAUCAUCACAAGCCAUUAGAAAGAGUCCAAGGGAGUUCAUAAUUCCAAUAGCAAUGGAAGGCGGUGGUUACAUAACACCGAAGAAUCUUAGUAUGAGUGCAGCAAAUACAUCAAAAAGUAGUAUACAUUCUAAUACAAACAGCUUUAAUUCAGCUAUCAGUUCGCGACAUUUAAGGAAUUUCGAAUCACAAUUUUCCAAACCACAACCCCAAUAUAGCGAUUCACAAAGUUCAGGGGAAGAAGAUGAUGAUGAUGGCUUUGAAAUUUUAACAGCUGAGAAUCUAUUCUCAACACUCUUACAAAGGGUGCGAGCAUUAACUAAUCGACUGAACAUAAAUAAUGAAUUAACAAAUUAUCAAAACUCAAGAAUUUUAAGCAAUAUUAAACCUAGUAAUCAACUUAGUUGGACUAGAGAUCCAACUUCAAGGCUUCAUUCAUCAAUUGGAUCAUCACCUUGGAAAUAUAGUAUUUCAAGAAAUUUUGGGCCUGAAUUUGGAUCAAGCCUUAUGCGUCCAAGUGCAACAUCUUUAUCAGGCAGUGAAUAUCAUCAAAAAUAUAAAAAUAAAUUUGUUUAGGUGGUAUUGAAUAUGAUAAAAGAAAUUUUUAAAAAGAAAAACUUUAAAAUGGUUUGUUUGUUUGUGUUUUUUCUUAAUUAUUUUUAUUUAAUAUGUUCAUAUUCUCAAUAAAUAUUUAUGUAUUUCAUACAUAGAGUGAAACUCGAAAAA